Messenger RNA from Alternaria atra, 1107 nucleotides. RefSeq lists its product as uncharacterized. Bases 1 to 1107 code for a protein of 368 amino acids. The transcript is spliced from 3 exons. Lineage: Eukaryota; Fungi; Ascomycota; Dothideomycetes; Pleosporales; Pleosporaceae. The record is from RefSeq and is a predicted model, not a curated record. Gene Ontology annotation, molecular function: oxidoreductase activity.
AUGGCGACCUCGACCUCCAACCAAGCAUGGACAAUCCCUUCCACAGCAUCCAAAGUCACCCAUCUCAUGAAACAAACCAAGCCCGUCCCAACUCCAGGGCCGAAGCAAGUCCUCGUCAGAAUGACGGCUGCCUCCCUCAACUUCCGCGACGUUCUGGUCUCCACUCGCUCUCCUGCUUAUCCAGGAACUCACAAACCAGACCUCGUGCCCGGCUCCGACGGUGCAGGAACAAUCCACACCCCCGGUCUCUCAUCUACAUGGGCCGGCAAAGAAGGCACCCCAGUCCUCUUGCACUGCAGCUCCUGGCUUGAGGGAGACGUACGCAACCUCCGAGGCGAUGUAGUAUUUGGUGGGACAGAUGUAGAUGGCACGCUACAGGAAUGGAUGGUCGUUGACGAUGAUUGGAUCAUUGAGGCGCCGAAGAAUCUGAGUGCAGUUGAGAGCGCGAGUCUAGUGACUGCAGGAACGACAGCAUGGGCGGCUAUACGGGGUGGUUUGGAUGGGAGGUUGGAUGGUGGUUUGGAGGAGUGGAAGGGUGUAUGGACGGCGAAGAGAUUGCAAGGGAAGACAGUGCUUACGAUGGGGACCGGCGGUGUGAGCUGUUUCGCUAUACAGAUCGCAGCCGCCCUUGGUGCAACUGUAAUUGCCACAUCAUCAUCGGACAGCAAGCUGAACUUCGUCAAAUCGCUUGGCGCCACCCAUCUUAUCAACUACUCCAAGACACCCGACUGGGACGAAGAGGUCCUUCGUAUCACGAGCGGAAACGGCGUCGACCAUGUCAUCGAAACUGGCGGCGCAGGAACACUGAUGAAGUCCGUCAACAGUACGCGACCUGGCGGGCUCAUUAGUCUUCUUGGGAUAUUGACGCCAAAUGAGGCGAUUUCUGCGGCAUUUGUGCCAAGCGUGCUGUUUGGCGCUAAGAUUGUGAAAGGAUGUACAGCUUUUAGUCGCGAUGCCCUCGCCGAAUUUGCAAAGCUCGUCGAUGCGAACAGGAUUAAGCCUGUCAUAGCGCAGUCGUUCGACUUCUCCCAGAUGGUUGAAGCAUUUCAGGCGCUGCAGAAGCAAAAUGCGGUGGGAAAGAUUGUGGUCAAGAUCAGUGACAUCUAA